AGAGUUAAGAUGGAGGACCAGUUCGUUGUAAGGAUGUGAAUGAUCGCAGGGCUGGUUUUGUUAGCUUCCCCCCUCCCUUCCUCCCUUUAAUUCCCCCCCCCCCUCCCUCUUCCUCCCCGGACUUAUGGAGGUCCUUACAGUAUUACAACAUGCAUAGGAAGGGCAAUGGAGAGCUCCCUUUGCCGGAUGGUUGGGAAGAAGCGAGAGAUUACGACGGUAAAGUCUUUUAUAUUGAUCACAACAGCAAGCAAACGAGCUGGAUCGACCCCCGAGACAGAUUUACCAAACCCUUGACAUUUGCAGAUUGUGUGGGGGAUGAGCUCCCUCUGGGUUGGGAGGACGCCUACGAUCCACAGAUUGGCAUCUUUUACAUUGACCACAUCAACAAAACCACACAGUUAGAGGACCCACGGGCGCAAUGGAGGAAAGAGCAGGAGCGGAUGCUGAAGGAUUAUUUGAUGGUGGCUCAGGAUGCUCUCAGCACUCAGAAAGAACUCUACCAUGUGAAGGAGCAAAGAUUAGCUCUGGCCAUUGACGAGUAUGUGCGCCUCAAUGAUGUCUGGAAAGACAAGAGCAGUUCACGGACCAGUUUAUUCUCAGGAUCUUCAUCAAGCACAAAGUAUGAUCCUGAUAUCCUUAAGGCUGAAAUAACAACCACAAAAUUCCGGGUAAACAAGCUGAAGAGAGAGCUAUCCCAGAUGAAACAAGAACUGUUCUACAAAGAGCAAGGGUUUGAAACCCUUCAAGAAAUUGAUCGGAAGAUGUCAGGAGUCCACAGUGGUUAUGAACUGAGAGAGGCCAAAGCCAUCUUAAGUGAACUGAAAACCAUCAAGAAGGCCAUUAGUACGGGGGAGAAAGAGAAACAAGAUCUAAUGCAGAGCCUCGCCAGAUUGAAGGACCGAUUCCAUUCCAACCAGCACCGGGGAACCUCUGAGUCAGACUUGCAGUCCAAUCCAGGCAAUUCCCAUCUCUCCAUCUCCAGGCAGUGCCUAGAUGCUGGCUCCCAAACGGAUAUCAUUGGUGACUUUGGCCCAAGAAGCCAAGCCAAUCUGGCAGACAAAGUCAGGCUAAGUCUUCAGUAUGAAGAGGCAAAGAGAAGAAUAGCAAAUAUCAAAAUUGAAUUGUCAAAGCUGGACUCCGAGGCCUGGCCAGGGCUGCUGGACAUUGAGAGAGACAGGUUGAUGCUAAUUAAUGAGAAGGAAGAGCUCCUGAAGGAACUACAGUUUGUGACGCUACGGAAGUGCUCACAAGAUGAGCAGGAGCGGCUAGAGGCAGAGAGGAAGCGGUUGGAAGGGGAGCUUCAUUCUGCACCGAGCACACCCAGUGAAGCGCUAGCUGAGAGACUAAAAUUGCAAGAAAAGAGGAAGGGUCUUGUGCAGCAGCUUGAGGAUGCAACCCAAUUAACCAUGUUUCUACACUCACAGCUCAAAAGCCUUUCAGCAAGCACACUGUCUGUGUCGUCUGGGAGCAGCUUGGGAUCGCUCACGUCAAGCCGGGGCUCCCUAAACACGUCCAGCAGGGGUUCUCUCAACUCCCUUAGUUCCACCGAGCUUUAUUACAGCCACUCAGACCAAGCAGCUGACCUGGAGUACCAGUACAAGCUGGACUUCAUGGUGCAAGAUAAAGUCACUUACAGUCCCUCAGGGCCCAUAACCACCAUCCACGAAAAUGAGGUGGUGAAAUCCCACAAGGAUCCGCGCUGUGAAGAAUCUACUGACUCCUCUGCUUCAGGACAUCCCAUGAAAUCUUUAGUUGAGCCUUCAAAGUCAGUGACGUCCUUGUCCUCCAGAUCUUCGCUCUCUUCCCUGUCUCCUCCCAGCUCGCCCCUGGUCUCGGACAUGGUGUUUUUGUCCUCAGCCCAAGAGUCACCUUUGCAUCCUCUGGCGGCAGACUUUGAAGACUGCGAAUUGCACCAGGAUUUCGUCAGCCUCAGCCUGUAUGGUAGCAGUGAGAGCCAAAUGUUGCUGGAACCUGAACGGGCCAGCAGGACUCGAGUGCCUUACCUGAGCAUGGAGACAGAGAUUCGAAGCAGAGCUGGACAUUUCCUGAAUGAGGCUAAAGGCCUCAGUGAUGAACUAGCAGUUCCCCACUCUACCCUGAAUGAAGGCAUUGCAGGUGUUGAUUUACAACGAGGAGCAGGGGCACAUCUACUCGAAGAAAAAGUGGCAUGUGUUUCAGCUGCUGUCUCUGAUGAAUCUGUUGCUGGAGACAGUGGGGUUUAUGAGGCCUCUGUCAAACGGCCAAGUGAAACGGAAGAUGUUAUUUAUGAUGAAGAUGAAGCUUCCACAUUAGAAGCAGCUCAAAUCCAGAUCGGACUGAAGUAUGAUCCCACCAAUGGGAGUUUUAUUAUAAUUCUCAUACAGCUGAGAAAUCCGACUGCUCUACUUGUGUCCCCUGGAUGUAAAGUGUACAUCAGAGCUGCUUUGCUUCCGAGUUCAUGUGACUCCAGCAGCCUUUUCCGCACAAAGGUUCAUAGUGUUGCAGAGACUCUCGUCUUCAAAGAGGUAUUCAGGGUAGCCAUUACCCAGGCGGCUUUACAUCAGAAGACACUGCGAGUGGAUGUAUGCACUGUGGGGAAGACGCAGUUGGAGGAUUGUCUGGCUGGGACCCACAUCAGUCUGGCAGACCUCUGCAGCAAAGGGGAGACUUCCACCAGCUGGUACAACAUGCUGCAUUACAAGAACAUGAAUAUUCAUAAUCCAAAGAACAAAGCACAAAGAAAGGAAGCCUUUCUCAUGCCACAGCUUUGCAGCGCUCUAGACAAGGAUGCUGUGUCCGCACUGCUGGAGAGGACAUCUGUUGAGCUGCAGGCAGUGGAGCAGGAACUAGCUACAGAAGACAGAGAGGCUGUACGAGGCGAGGAGUGGCUGCAGAUGCUGGUGGAAGAUACUGCUGAGGCACAAGAUGAAGGGGAUCACAUUGACAAGGAGAUGGAGGCAGAAGAAGAUACUGCAGAACCGACUGUGUUUCAAGAAACACCCCAGAGUAUGACUGAUGAAGAAAGUGUUGAUGUAACAGAGACAGAGACAGCACUACCAAUUCUGGUGGACAAAGAAAUGAACACAGAUGAAGCUAUGGUAGAGUGUGUGGCUGUUAGGCCAAAGGACAGGACUAACCUGAAUAACAGGCAACAGCAUUUUGUGAGGAACAGCAUGAUAGUAAGAUCCCAGACCUUUUCUCCAGGAGAAAGAAAUCAAUAUAUUUGCAGGUUGAACCGAAGUGACAGUGACAGCUCCACAUUAGCCAAAAGGUCACCUUUUGUGCGCAAUGCCACAGAGAGACGAAGCCUGAGAGUUAAAAGGACCAUAUGUCAGCCUCUGGUGAGAAGAACCGCUGAGCACCCUAUUCGCACCUCUCUGGACUUGGAGCUGGAUCUCCAAGCAUCACUGACGUGGCAGAGUCGGCUGAAUGAUGAGCUACAAGUGCUCAGGGAACUGAAAAAUAGGUUGGAGGAGGUGAAAGCUAAGGGGGAGACUGAACUACCCACAUGGGUGCUGGAGGAUGACAGGUUCCAGAAGCUUUUGAAACAAGCAGAAAAGCAGGCUGAGCAAACAAAAGAAGAACAAAGGCAGGAGUGGAAGGCUGAAAAGCUGAUGAGGAAAGCGUCAAAAGAGGUGUGCAGGCUCCGAGAGCAAAGCCAGAAGGUGCCACUCCAGGUUCAGUCAUUCAGGGAGAAGAUGGCAUUUUUCACCAGAGCAAAGAUCAGCAUCCCAUCACUACCUGCUGAUGACGUAUAAUCCAGUUUAUCAUUUAGAUUACAAAGUAUUUUUCAGCAUUUUAGCAGAUUUUGAUAGCUGGCUAAAAGUCUUUUCAAGCAUUCUAAUGAUAUAGAUAUAAACUAUUUGUAAAUUAAUUGCAAUUGAAUACCUCUGUAUGUAAAAAGCAAAGGUUUUUUUUGUCAUAGAAAAACCAAAGUAGUGUAAUUCUGAAGCAGUUCAUGCUAAUUUUGUACAGUUUGUAUGUAAUUUUUUGGAAUGCUUUUGUUUUGUAAAGAAGGGAAACGUGAAUGGAGGCAGUCCAGAAAAAUGUAUUCUGUUGAACAGCACUACAUUUUAGAAGAAUAAUUCCCCCAACCUCUCCUCAGUUUCCAAUCCCUCACCUUUCCCUUUCAACAGAAGAUAUUUUAUUCUUUGUCAUGUUUGUGUAAAAUCAGACUGUGAUUGUGACAGUGAGCCACGGAUUAUUUUUGUACAAGGGGUGUGAGGCUGUUUUUUUAAAUUGUGUUCUUGACUCUGUGACAGUGCUUUCCUUUCACUUCACAUGUCCCCACCACCCCCACAUCCUAACCUGUUGUACUUCUGUUCUAACCCAAGCUCAGCAACUGAGUGGCAUGGGUCGUGAUAAAUCCAUAGCUCCCUCCUGUGUAAAGUGUACAAGUCUAUGUGUUGUUCAGUCUUGCUUUUGUUUUGUUAUACUGGAACUAGAGGCAACUUCACACCUCCAUGGUCAAGUGAAUGGUUCAUUGCAAUUCUUAUUUCUUACACAAAUACAAAAAUAAUCAUUUGACCCUCAGCACUAUUUUUUUGCCAGGAGUUAUUAAAUUGUGUAUUUCCAAUCUAAAGGAAUAAAUUUACAAAUAAACCCUGUGAUUAAUAUUUAUUAAGUGAGUUGUAAUUUUAAUUGGCAUUGCAUGCGGUAGAGUCUCUAAUCUACCAGUUUAAUUGGUGUGAUCAAUAUUUUAAAAAGUGAGUAAUUUGUUUUAAGAGCAGUUUACCCAAAUUCCCCUGAACUAGGGUAUCCCAUUUUAAAAAACACACAAUCUCUUUGAGGUUCAGUGUGUCCAUGCAACUGGACCACAAAAUUUAGCAAGAUCUCUUGGUCAUUUCCCAGCUUGUGCCAAAUGAGUUUACAGUAUCUCUGCCUAGUUGGCUGGUGCAUGUACUAUAUAUCCAUAAUGUAUUUGAGUGAGAGAGGCAUGGCAAACAAAAUCACAAUAUAACAUUAAAACUAAUCAUAUGUUCUCUAAGCAACCAAUGCACAAUUUCUGUGGAAUGCUUGAAACAUUUAUUAUUCCUAGCCUGAGCCCACAUAUUGGAAAGUGCACAACUAUAGAUGUGGUUGAGGUUAGAUUUAGCUGUGAUGCCCAUCUCUCCUUUCACCAACUUUACAUGCAAGCUAAAGAAUGACUGAUCUAGCAUUGUUUUGGAACAUGCUGGUUAGGUAGCUGGUGACUGUGAACCCAUACAAUCAUGCCUUCAGAAGAAGGGAAGAAUAUCGCCAGCUGGAGAAGAAGACAUUAAAAACAAGUUAGACUUUUACCCUUGCAGAGUAUAGAUGUAAAAUGUUACCGAGGUUCUUAAAAGGUUAAAACUGACCAGGUUCCUAAUCACCUAUAACCAAAACAUUUGAUAUUCAGGGUCUAGACCAAAGUGAUGUAUACAUUUUCACGUUCCCUGAUAAAUGGUGAUUCAGCCCGUCCUGGGUUAAAAAGCACCCAGCUGUACAUAAUAACGAGUUCCCAUAAUAUUACUAAAUUCAAAAUUCCAAUGCACGUACACAUGUUCAUUCCUACAAACAGCAAAACUAAUUUCAUCUCUCUCUCCACUUCUAGUAAUUGUUCUUUCUUAUCAGUCUUGUGUGCUUUUGAUGCCAUGCAUAACCAUACUGUGGAAGUAUGUACAAUAUCGAAUGACUUGUGUAUUUUCUGACAUGGACAAAAUCGACCCGUGGAUGUGUGUGGAAAAAAAAACUGAACCCACUUGUUACCUGAGGACGGCCUGUAGCUGCAGAAAAGUGGGGGGUGGGGUUGCGGGGAAUCAAUAUUAUUCUUUAUGUAACCCUAUGAAAUAUUGAUAAAGUUCUAAAUUCUAAUUAAAGAUGGCCCCACUUUAUUUUCCCUGAAUGCAUCUUCUGGAAUUUUGUCACUAUAGAUCAAAUAGUCAUUGUAGAAUAAAAACUGCAGAAGCAUUCUUUACAAAAAAUGUAGGUGAAUGACUCCGACCAGCCCAUAUUCAUUGCCCAUCCAUUUGCUAUUAUCCGUAAAACCAAGUGACUUGUUAGGAACUAAAAACUAACAAUGUUGAGGGUUUCUUGAAUCCUGAGUAUGCAAGUCCUUUUGCCCCUGAAAGACUUAAGUUAUUAUUAGACUUUUAUGGCAGCUAUUAUUCUUCAUGGUAACAUUUCUAUUGCUGACCUGUAGAUGGCUAGAUUUCUUGAAUCUAAUUCCAAAACUUGUCACUGAGAUUUAAACCCAUGACUUGAGACUGGUAGUCCAAUACUUAUAACCACCACAUUAACAUAAUUUAGCAAGGAAUUAUUUAUACAUUGGUACCUCAAACUCAAAUCAUCCACUUAUGUCUUAGAUAGUAUAAAUCAUAUUUUGAACUGAGUAUUUUACUGAGAAGAAAAGUUAAAAUAAAGAUCAGGAAGUGGACUUCUUAUUUAGGGUAUUGCCAUGGUCUUGUUGUAUAGUGAAAUGGAAAGCAUAUUCUUUUUGAAUAUAUUUACAAACUUGCUACACCUAGAUACCAGAGCAGGUUUAGAUAUGCAAAGCUCUCAGAACUCCUUACCUAAGAACAAUGUCUGAACAUAGGCUGCAUUUGGGGCAUGUGGUGACGGUUCUACAAAGUAUGGUUGAAUCCCAUGUCCUUUCUGUAAAAUUGAUCAUAAAUCAAGCAAUGAAGCUCUAAGAUCCCUCUGAGUUUUUACAUGCUGUCUAAUCUGAUGUAAAAAUAAAUUCAGAGGGCAAAACAGAUGGACAGGAUCUAAUGGCAAAGGAUAAUUACUGCUCUUGGAUUUAGUAUUUCUAAACGAAAGGAACUGGAUAUUUGACUUUAUCAGGUUCCAGAUGGACUGUACUGGAGACAUGAAUUUAAACAUUGUUGUGAGGAUUGAUUAUAUUUCUCAUACUGUGUGCUCAUGUUUCAAUUUACCUAAUGUUUUUGAGAAGAUGGUGCCUGAUUAAAAUGCUUUUCCCUUGGGUGUGCCAUCUUCUUUCACCUAGUAUUAUCCUCCUCUCCCAUGUCGACAUUGCUUUUCCUGUAAGGCCAUCCUUAGUUUCCUCAGUCUUCACUUGUAUUUGACUACUAAAAGGUGUGCCACCAACAUCAUACAAGGUCAACAUUAAGCUGGAAAUUCUGUGACUAUUUAAUGUGGAACUAAAUGAAGUAUAUUGUUUCAGCUUGCAUGUGUAUGUCUCAUAUGUGUAAAAAAAAGUAUUUACAGUGAAAUUCUUGGAAUUGUACCUUUUAAGCCUCCUGUUUAUUUAUUGCAGACUUAUUUAUGUUUUGUUCUGUAUAGUUCAGUUCUGGACAUUUUAGGGUAUUUUUCUAUCAAUACUACACUUGGCACAAUCUGGCAGUCAGCUACUUUCAUGAAAACAGAUGAAUAUAUUCACAGAAUGCUGAUUAAAAAAAAACAAUUCAAUGAGCCAAAAAUGCUGGAAAUUUCACUAAUUUACUAUAUUGUCAUCUUUAGUUUGUACCUUGCAUUUUGCAAGCAGUCACGGUGGAAUACCUACAAAUAAGUAAAGAUUCAGGCAAGAACCAGGAACUUUUAAGACACUCCUCUGUCAGCUUUGUUUCUCUUCAUACUUCAUGGUUGAUUCAUUAAAAUCCUUGAACUAUUAACACUGAAAAAUAGCCAGAAUUUCUACUUUUGAUUUAUAAACUAGAUUAUUUUUAUUAUAAAAAUUAAGGUUGUUACUACCAUGGACUUUGAUAAGGAAAUCAAUCAUUUAAAUUUGUUUUUGACACUUAUUUUUUUGUUAAGACACAAUUUUAUAAAAUUCUUUUCUUUUUAUACAUGUAUAGAAGUGCUGAUAAUUUAAUUCUUUCCAUUGGCUCACUACUACAAUAUACAAUGAUAAAUCAUUAUACCAAUUAUAGCAAUGCUCAUGACUCCAACUCACUUAAUUUGUGUCCAAUGCUGUGAUUUUUUUUAUAUAAAAAUGAAAAAGAAAACUAUCAAGGAUAUUUUAUCUUUCAUAUUGAAUGGCAUUUAAAUGAAUAUACAAAUGUGAGUACUGCAGUGAUAUGUACUUAAUGCAACACUGUAGUCUUACCAAAAAUAGUGCUUUUAUGAGGUCUUAAUUCCAACUGCUUUAUUUGCUCUUGGAGGACUCUUGUUUUCAAAUGCUCAGAACUGAACUAGCUAUCUGAACAUGUUACCCUCAGAUUAUGGCUUUCAUUCUAAUUUUUAGAUUACCUGUAGUCUGCAAAUAAACCAUCACAUUGAGUAUUGUGGUCUCAGCA
Messenger RNA from Pristis pectinata (smalltooth sawfish), 8192 nucleotides. Its product is annotated as protein WWC2-like. NCBI's taxonomy places the organism in Eukaryota, Metazoa, Chordata, Chondrichthyes, Rhinopristiformes, Pristidae. Bases 150 to 3737 code for a protein of 1195 amino acids. The record is from RefSeq and is a predicted model, not a curated record. Gene Ontology annotation, molecular function: molecular adaptor activity; kinase binding. Gene Ontology annotation, biological process: negative regulation of organ growth; cell migration; regulation of hippo signaling. The transcript has 23 exons. Gene Ontology annotation, cellular component: cytoplasm.